This is a messenger RNA of Ananas comosus (pineapple), 1643 nucleotides long. Its product is annotated as proline-rich receptor-like protein kinase PERK9. The record is from RefSeq and is a predicted model, not a curated record. NCBI's taxonomy places the organism in Eukaryota, Viridiplantae, Streptophyta, Magnoliopsida, Poales, Bromeliaceae. The transcript is spliced from 7 exons. The coding region runs from base 197 to 1435 and encodes 412 amino acids.
GCGGAGAACCUGAGUUGUAUUUUCCAUCGACAACGCGUCUCUCUGUCUCUCUCUUCCUUCUCUCUCUGAUCAAAACCCUAAUUUUCGAUCGCCAUUAUCGACCCCUCGGCGAGAUCGCUAGGGUUUUGUCGUCUCCGAUCCCAUAUCCUCGGAUCGUCUCGAGCUCUCUACCCCUUCCUCCUCCGCCGCCGCUGCGAUGGUCGGCUCGGGCGUCGCCUCCUCCUCGGCGCGUGGCCUUGACGUUGACCGCUUCUACAAGUCUCCGCCCGUGCGGAGGCAGCUCGAGCAGCAGAAGAAGCUCCAGCAGCAGCAGCCGCCGCCUCCGACGCAGGCUGCGGCGCCGCCUCAGAGGCCGUCGCGGCCGAAGCCGAGGCCGUCCCCUCCCACCGAGCCGGAAAGCCGGCUAGACUCGGACGAUUCCUCUUCGAAACCCUCGGUUUCGUCGUCGUCCUCCUCCUCUUCACCCUCGCCUCUUCCGAUCCCUCCUGCGGGGAAUCUCGAUCGGUUUCUCGAGGCGACCACGCCCGUAGUACCCGCACAACACUUCCCGAAGACGAUCGUGAGGGGGUGGAGGGAUUGCGAGGAUUCGAAACCCUACUUUUGCCUUGGAGAUCUCUGGGAGUCGUUCAAGGAGUGGAGUGCGUAUGGCGCAGGGGUGCCGCUCGUGUUGAAUGGGAGCGAUCGUGUGAUUCAGUAUUACGUGCCCUACCUCUCCGCGAUUCAGCUCUAUGCUGACCCCUCUAGGGCCUCUUCGAGAUCAAGGCGACUUGGGGAGGAAAGUGACGGAGAACUUUACAUGGAUACUAGCAGUGAAAGCAGCAGCGAGAGUGAAGCUGAUCGACUGAGGGAAAGAGGUGCAACCAUGGGGACCACCAUAGGCCAAGGCGGCUUUUUGAGUGAUGAUGGUGAGGCUUGCACCGCACCAUUACUUCCUAUAUUCGAGUAUCUAGAGAGGGAUCCACCUUAUGGUCGAGAGCCUUUAGCUGACAAGAUAUCAAUUCUUGCAAGCAAAUUUCCAGACCUGAAGGCAUACAAAAGCUGUGACCUACUACCAUUAAGUUGGAUGUCUGUCGCUUGGUAUCCCAUAUACAGAAUACCCACAGGACCAACAUUGAAGGAUCUGGAUGCCUGUUUCUUGACAUUUCAUUUGCUGGCUACACCUAAAAAUACGAGCAUUACGAACCUGGAAGCCAGCGGCCCCUCUAGGGUUAGGAGUAUCAACGGUUCCGUGGAAAUAUCCACGAAGCUAUCAUUGCCUGUAUUCGGGCUGGCGUCGUACAAGUUCAGAGGUUCUAUGUGGACUUCCAACGGAAUGCAUGAGCGCCAGCUGGCAAGCUUGCUGCUGCAAGAAGCAGAUAAUUGGCUUCGGGAUUUGCAAGUAGACCAUCCAGACUACCGCUUCUUUAUGUCCCACUACAGUACAUUUAGGAGGUGAUCUUGUGUAAGAUAAUCAAAAACUUUUGUUUGGAGGAGAAAGAGAACCUAUUGUAGGGACUUAAAAAGAAGGGAGUAGUUCUACAGUUUUGGCAUGUGGUGAGAUUGCUGUUUAUUUCGUUAAUACAAGUUUACGGGAAUUGUUGUAGUAGUAAAUAUGUAACGAAAUAAAGUGUUGAACUGGUUAUGCGUGACCUAUUUCAUCCUGU